Frankliniella occidentalis (western flower thrips) is the source of this 1966-nucleotide messenger RNA. Its product is annotated as transformer-2 protein homolog alpha. Gene Ontology annotation, cellular component: spliceosomal complex. Gene Ontology annotation, molecular function: RNA binding. The record is from RefSeq and is a predicted model, not a curated record. The transcript is spliced from 7 exons. NCBI's taxonomy places the organism in Eukaryota, Metazoa, Arthropoda, Insecta, Thysanoptera, Thripidae. Bases 211 to 1266 code for a protein of 351 amino acids. Gene Ontology annotation, biological process: positive regulation of mRNA splicing, via spliceosome.
GCCUACGCCGACGCCAAUUUCCUUGGAGACGUGUUUGUUGACCGGACUGCUCCCUGCCUGUGGCAGUGACUAACUGCUAAUCUAGCCGUGUUCAUAGGGCUCGGUUAGAGUUGUCUUCUGGGUGAUUUUCAACCGAUAGUUUCUUUCGCCCUUCGUAUCCUUUCUGAGUAUUCUGAAGAAUCUGACGGCCAGGUUAGAUUUUCCGGAAGCAUGAAGCAGAGACGCGGAGGAGAACGUCGUAGUCGCCAUGAAGGCAGCCCUGACCAGUCCAACCACAGCCCCAAGCCCAUUGUGAGGAGUCCAUCUCCCCACAGUAGGUCUAGAUCAAGGGACCGCAGUCGUUCCUUGUCGGGGGAUCGUGGGGCACGCAAGACCAGAGAUUUCUCUCGAUCUAGGAGCCCCACAUCUCCUGGCAAGUCUCGAAGGAUGUCUUCAUACCGCCGGAGAUCCAGAACAAGGUCACGCUCACCCCGACGUGGUUACAGAGCAAAGUAUUCUCACUCAAGAUCUCGUUCAUACAGUCCAAGAGGUGGUCCUGGUAGAGGAAGCAGUAGCAGGUACUAUGGAGGCUAUAGCGAUCGUCGGAAGGAAUUCUAUCGCAGUCACUCCAGGAGUCCUAUGUCAAACAGACGCAGACAUGUUGGCAAUAGAGACAACCCUCAACCAAGCCGCUGUCUGGGUGUCUUUGGCUUGAGCAUUUACACCACUGAACAACAAAUGCAUCACAUUUUCUCUCAGUAUGGUCCUGUUGAAAGAGUACAAGUGGUUAUUGAUGCUAAGACUGGUCGAUCUCGUGGUUUCUCAUUUGUUUACUUUGAGAGCCAUGAAGAUGCUAAAGCAGCCAAGGAGCAGUGUUCUGGAAUGGAAAUUGAUGGAAGACGCAUCAGAGUUGACUUCUCUAUAACACAACGUGCUCACACUCCCACACCUGGCAUUUACAUGGGCAAGCCUACUUACCGCAGUGCACCAGAGAGGGGGUGGAGAGGUGGUGACGACGAUGGCGGCGGUGGUGGCGGAGGCGGCGGCGAUAGGAGCGACAGAGGAGACAGGCGCGAGAGAGGCGGUGGUGGAGGCAGAGGCGGCCGAGGAGGCGGUGGGCGCGGAGGGGACUACUAUGGUGGUGGCGGUGGCGGCGGCGGAGGCGGUGGCUACCGAGGCAGUUACAGAGACCGAUCACCCUCACCGUACUAUAGUCGUAGACGGCGGUAUGAACGCUCUCACUCCCGGUCGUACUCUCCACGUUAUGAAGCAAGAGGUAUUGGAUGAAGUUAGAAGUUUGAGCACACUAGCACGUUCUCUGGGGCAAGAAUGAAAUCAAGUCAAGUUGACUUCGGAAGCUCGCGAGACCCUGUGUGGGCGAAACUAUCAUCUUGCUGGUUGAAGUUUGAAGAAAGAAAACAAAAUUCAAGUUCAAUUCUGAAGAUGUAAAGUAGUUCAAGACUGAAGCCAUCUUUUCAGGGCUAAUCAGGAAGAGGGUUGGUUAUUUCCUUUUCAUUUCCUUUCUUUUUCUUUUUGCGUUAGACCAAGUCACUUGAAACAGACCAGUCAGUAGGAAGUUAGGAGUCAUUUUUUGCACUUCACCAAAUUUUGGGGCUAAGCUUUAAAAGACCAGAAAGGGGUGUGCUAAGGUGCAAGUCUUUUAUUUGAUUUUUUCCUUAACAUUUCUUUGAAUUUGACUUCAUUUUCUGUGGUAAGUCAACUCAUCCUGAAUUCCUUUGCUUUAUGCCAUAACUGUUACACAAAUACUUCGGCAAGUGGCUCUAAGUGAAUUUCAAUGCUACCUCCAAAUUAAGGAGCGGUGCUGUGAAUUUUAAGGUGAUCGAAUUCAUAGCUAAGGUGUGUAAUUCCCCACUUGCCAGGUGUUUGGAAACCUAGUGCUUUGUCAGGAUGGCCGUGUUUGCGGAACAGGAUCUCACCAUUUUCAUGGUAUGAUUUCAGCCAAAGUCAAUAAAUUACUUUCUCAUUA